Glycine soja is the source of this 1036-nucleotide messenger RNA. Its product is annotated as auxin-binding protein ABP19a-like. The transcript has a single exon. Gene Ontology annotation, cellular component: cell wall. Bases 140 to 766 code for a protein of 208 amino acids. Lineage: Eukaryota; Viridiplantae; Streptophyta; Magnoliopsida; Fabales; Fabaceae. Gene Ontology annotation, molecular function: manganese ion binding. The record is from RefSeq and is a predicted model, not a curated record.
AUAUUGAAGCAAUUCAAUCAAUGGCAAUGGUAAAAAAGAGGUCCAUGCCCUCCCCGCUCUAACAAUAUAUAAUGUAACCAAACCCCUUAUCAAUACUACUUCAGAGUUAAGUUGAGAACAUACCAAUCUACAAUAAACGAUGAUUCUCAUUAUCUCCCUCAUUUUUUCUCUUCUCUCUUUCUCCCAUGCUUCUGUCCUAGAUUUCUGUGUUGCAGAUUAUGCAGGUCCUAUUGGACCUGCAGGAUAUUCCUGCAAGAAGCCUUCAAAGGUCACAGCAGAUGAUUUUGCUUACAGUGGCCUUGGCAUUGCUGGUAACACCUCAAACAUUAUCAAAGCUGCAGUGACCCCUGCAUUUGAUGCUCAGUUUGCUGGUCUCAACGGUCUUGGCAUUUCCGCAGCACGUUUGGACUUAGCAGCAGGUGGAGUUAUACCACUUCACACUCAUCCUGGAGCUUCAGAAUUACUUGUUGUAAUUGAAGGGAGCAUCCUAGCUGGAUUCAUUUCUUCUGCCAACAUUGUCUACCUCAAAACUCUUAAGAAGGGGGAUGUUAUGGCAUUCCCUCAAGGCUUGCUUCAUUUCCAAAUCAAUGCAGGCAAAUCUUCAGCCCUGGCAAUUGUAAGCUUCAGUAGCUCCAAUCCUGGUCUACAAAUUCUGGACUUCGCUUUGUUCAAAAGUAGUUUCCCCACACCAUUGAUAGUACAAACCACUUUCCUUGAUGCUGCUCUGGUGAAGAAGCUUAAGGGUGUACUUGGAGGCUCAGGCUAAACCAUGGGAAGUUAUCCAUGAAAGAGACUGAAGUCAAGCAAGCAUAUUGUCUAUUACCUUUAAGUUUAUUUAUCUCCUUGGUCUACAAUUUGGAUUUAGUAUGCAUGUGUAGGUAGAACUCUUCUUUCAGCAGGCUUUGUAGUUGAGUAAUAAACUUAAGCUGAUUUGGUUAUUGUUGUUGUGAUGUUUAUUGUUAUCAAGUUUCAGUUGAAGCAGAUGAUUUCGUACUUGAGAAAAUUGAGCUAUGAGAUGAAUUUAAUAUGUGGCCUA